Messenger RNA from Doryrhamphus excisus (bluestripe pipefish), 6947 nucleotides. Lineage: Eukaryota; Metazoa; Chordata; Actinopteri; Syngnathiformes; Syngnathidae. The record is from RefSeq and is a predicted model, not a curated record.
CUUCCGCCUUUAAAUAGAAACAAUUACCCUAAAAAAAUUACCUGCUUUAACCUCGUAAUGUUAUCAAUAACUAACUAUAACAUGAUAGACACAACAUUAGUUAGUAGUGACAAGAGAUUUUAUCACAACCUAACAAAAUACGUCGAGUAAAAUGUGACCAAAAUACUAUAAACCAUGUUUAUUGUGACCCACAGUGUGAGGUAGAUAUGAAUGGAGGGCCGGUGCAAAGAAUGAGCGCCUUGCCUCGGCCUACUCGGGACCGCUGCUGGGAUUGUUGUGCACAUCUGCGCACAAACACUUGCUUUGUGCCACAUAAUCACGCAUUGGUUUCUCGGUGACCGAUCACCACCACAAGGGCAAGAGCCAUGACAGCAUGAGUCAGUCAUACAGACCGGCUUUUCGCUCAGCGUUUGGCUCCCCCAGCCAGCCGGAGCCGAGGCCCCACAAUGGCCUCAUGGGCGCUUCCUACAGGAGUCAGUGCGGCAUCGCCAGACUUGGAUCGGAGCAGCCGUCAGAGCGCUCCGGUUGUUACAACCCUCUAAAGAGGCUGCAUGACUUUAACGCGAGAGUCAGGAAGUCUGACCUCCAUGCUCGGAACCACUUGCAUCCUUCCAGCCCAAUCAGCGACAACAACGACGACGAUGAUAAUGAUGAUGAUGAUGACACGUUUGAGCCACCGUCAGUCCUCCUUCCUCCCUCUUUUCAAACUGACUCUUUUCAGUCCAUGCCACAUGUCAACAGAAAUGGCUUCCCGACUCCAGACGCUCCACAGCGAUGUUCUCCCACCGCUAACGGCUACUUGCAUUCAAGCUCUCCGCUGUUUGACAGCAGUGAUGUUAAACAGCAGCAUAACGAGGCUUUGCACAAACAUAGCGAGAACCUCAUACCCUUUUACCCGACGUGGGACUACCCCGUUACAGGAUCAAGAACAUCGAGCAGUUCAAGCACGGAUAAAAGGACUUACAAACCGACUCUCUUCAAUCUCAUGUCUAAAACUAUAUCGGAACUCAAUCCCAAUCUAAGCCCCAGCGCACUUCCAGACAUCACAAUGAGAGACGGGUGGAGCAUGGAUGAGGAAUCAGGAAGUGAUGUAGACCUUGCAUGUCCUGAUGCAGGGAUUAUUUCACCGGCUGGCACCAACUCCAAUUCCAACAGCCCAAAGAAAAGGCCUCUACCAUCAGUGCAACACGUGGAAGGCGAUGUGGUGUGGGCUAAGUUCAACAGACGGCCUUGGUGGCCAUGCAGAGUUCUCUCUGACCCUCAACUGGGCCUCCACACGAAAAUGAAAAUUCCCAGUCCCCGCCCCUGUCGUAUGUAUUUCUUGGAGACCAUUGGAGAGAUGGUUGAGUGUGCCUGGGUACCCGGGAAUGCCGUUUUUCCUUUCCAUGGAACCUACCAGUUUGACGACCUGCCCGUGCUUCGACGGAGAGGCAAGCAGAAGGAGAAAGACUACAAAUACACGAUACCUAAAAGUUUACAGUCUGCAUGGAACAUCAGUGUAGCAGCAGCGGAGCGCAUGCGUUCAGCUCAACUACAACACGCCAAGACUUUUCCUGCAGCGUCUCUCAAUGGUGUGGAGUUUGAACACAGCCCGCUCCGUCCCGACAAACCACAGGAGGCUUCCUCUUUCACUGUCGACGCAACUCCACUCCCGCCCCCCAGGAGAAAUCACGUCAAAAACUCAUCAGAAAUACAGUCUAAUAAGAACUUAAAAACAUGCAAAAAGAAAAAGAAAUGUCUGUCAGACAUAUUUGGUCAUAUUAUCAGUGGCUCAAAGGAGUCUUCAUCCAACACGGACACAUUGGAUCUUCAUACAACAAUCUAUACACUGAAACAAGAACAGGACUCCCCUUAUGCAGAUCUGGAAUCAGUUCCUGUGUUACAUUGUCCAAAACGUACUGCAGUGUCCCCAAUCCAUGAACAAGAACUUGCAUCAACACAGACGUUCACUCAAAUCCUUCCGUAUUCUACACAUACACAUUAUCCUGCUAUUGGGAAUGUCAUUAAUCAGGAAACAGACAUGGAAGAAACGGCUCAUGGUUCAAGGAAAAUCCUCCCCGCGAGUAGUCGUCUCAUGACAAAAGCCAUGGAAGCAAAGAACGAAGUUGACGACGUCUCCAACUCUAAUGUUCUUACCGAAACACCCAGUGAUGCAGCUCGGUUAAAAAUGUCACCUUCAUGGGAAUCAUUCACUGACGUAUCUUUUUCCGUAAAUCACACCUCGCCGAAGAGGCGUGCAAGGAAAGCAGACAAGAAGAAAAACCGUAUCGGCUCAUUGCUAACAUCCGCAAAUGUAGACCAGCGUGGUUCCUUCACAGAACCUGCUCAAAUCAAAACUGAGAAUGUUAGCCCAGAACUGUCUUUAUUGCACUCCCCGCCGCCAUUAUGCCCCAUGGAUGCUUUCCAGGAUGGGAAGGAAAUCACGUUUAAGUCUCUUGUUAAUGAGAACUCCGACUCCAACGUGACUUCCUUUCGUUCUGAUUCCAACUACAAGUUCAGUACCUUUCUUAUGCUUCUCAAAGACAUGCAUGACACCAGAGAGAAAGAAGGUAAGCCCCUCGUUAUCCCACCAUCACCGCUACUCAUCAAAGAGGAACCUUUGGUUAUUCCUUCUCCGUUGUGUACUGAUCCUCCGAGGCAAGGAAUCAAAACAGAGUUCGGACAAUCGGGAACAUUUUCAAAAGUCAAAAACAAGUCCAGGACUAAAGCUAUCAUGUCAGCAGACACGUAUCAUUGUGAAGAAUUUCCAUUUCACGCUGGGAAUUCGGACAAACAACGCAGAAAACAGAGACUUCCUGCCAAACUGAAGCUCGGACGACAUGGUGUUUCCUGCGACAUCGCCGACAUGGCAUUCGGCAGGGAGUUUGUCAGUGGCCACGCUGAUUUAGCAGGAUCCGAUCAUCCUAUUCCCGAUGAUCCCACUGCCACCUACCUCGACAAGAUCUCUGAAUCCUCCAUGGCUCCAAAGAAGCGCUGGCAGAUUGCCGAGGAGAACAGGACCGAUGUCAGUUUUGAGAUGAAUGUGAGAACGUCUCCCGAUGUUCACUCGGAAACCGAGAGGCAGCUAGAGAAUGACGCUUUCUCAGAGUCGAACACUGCAGCCGGAAUGUCGAACCUGGAAAACAAACGACUCCGUAAACCAACUAAAAGACUUCUGGAGUCUACCGAGGAAUAUGAACAAAUAUUCACACCAAUAAAGAAGUCUAAGAAACACACCUUAUAUGAUACGGAUACCGGUGAUACCAAUGAAAUUGUCUCGCUGCACCCGGAUAUCAACAUCAAGCAGGAGACCGUUGCCUCAGUGUCGCCUCUUAUGGCUCCCUCUGCAUCUGCGGUAUCAGAGUCACAUAGUCCAUCUCAGGAUGAGCGCCCACUUGAAGGACCCCUUGUAUCCUCGGCCGCAAGUCAGCUUCCUCUAGACACUGACACAGCCCAGGAAGCAGAUCUACCUCCAAAAUCUGUUACGGACUUGGCAACAGAAAGAAAGAGGCCUCGGAAACUGUCGCACAAGGUUUUGGAUUGCACCAUUGAAGAAGUGUCUGCUCCUGUGAAGGUGCAUCCAAGGUUCCCCUCUGGAGUUUUCUCCGAAGUCAAAGUGUUGGUCAAGAAAACUGUGAUACUUCAGAAGCACAUACUUAAAGAAAACAUGGAUGGACCCGUAAAGAAAGACAAACCUGUUCCCAGCACAUCUUCUGCCCCUGCUGACACCUCAUCGCACUCAGACGCCGAAGAUGAUCCAAGGGUUCUCACUCCAGAAAAAAAAACUCUUUUGUUGGGACCCAAGUCCCCUGAGCAGGAGAAUGACGUGACACCCUGCGACACUGAAGAGAAACAUAGCACAGACACUGAAACCCCCAAAGCUGAGGUACUUCCUGUCAGUCUGUCUGACAGCCUCUCCUCUCUGGUGGAUGUCAAAGGAAAAAUAAGCGCUACUUCCUUAAAGGAGAAUGUCUGUCAGGUGUGUGAGAGGACCGGAGACCUACUGGUAUGUGACGGCCACUGCUACGGAGCCUUUCACCCACAGUGUAUUGGUUUGUCUGUGGCGCCCAAGGGAAGAUUCCUCUGCCAACAAUGCACCACCGGUGUUCACAUGUGCUUUGUCUGUAAGAAGUCUGGCAAUGGCGUGAAACGGUGCAUGAUCCCACUGUGCGGGAAGUUCUAUCACACCGACUGCAUCGUGGCCUUCUCUGCCACGCAGCCACAUAACAAAAGCUUCCGCUGCCCGUUACAUGUCUGUUUGUCGUGUCACAUCACCAAUCCUCUCAACGCUUGCAGCUCCAAAGGUCGCUUGGCUCGCUGUGUGCGCUGCCCCGUGGCUUAUCACGCCAAUGACAACUGCAUGGCAGCCGGCAGCUUGGUGCUGGCCAACAACAGUUUCCUGUGUCCAAACCACUUCACUCCUCGGAAGGGCUGCAAGAAUCACGAGCACAUCAACGUUAGCUGGUGCUUCGUGUGCUCUGAAGGAGGCAGCCUGCUUUGCUGUGAAGCCUGUCCUGCUGCUUUUCAUCAGGAAUGUCUGAAUAUGGAGAUGCCUCAAGGCAGCUGGUUCUGCAACGACUGCAAAGCGGGGAAGAAGCCACGUAUCAAGGAUAUACUCUGGGUCAAAUGGGGGCGGUACAGGUGGUGGCCUGCCGAAGUGUGUCUGGCCAAAGAUGUCCCGACUAACAUCUUGAGAAUGAAACACGAGGUGGGAGAGUUCCCGGUGCAGUUUUUCGGCUCCAAAGAUUUUGUUUGGACUUAUCAGGCCCGAGUUUUCCCGUACAUGGAAGGCGACACUCACAACAUCGAGAAAAUGGGCAAAGGUGCAGAUGGGGUGUACAAAAAGGCCUUGACCGAGGCUGCAGAGAGAUUCAGGGAACUCCAAACAGAAAAGGAGAUGAAGCAGCUUCAGGAAGACAGAAAGAAUGACAGGAAACCUCCUCCAUAUAAGCACAUAAAGGUGAAUAAGCCAAUCGGAAAGGUGCAAAUCAUCACAGCCGACCUAUCGGAGGUCCCGCGCUGUAACUGCAAGGCCUCCGACGAGAACCCGUGCGGCGUGGAUUCGGAGUGCAUCAAUCGAAUGCUGUUGUACGAGUGCCACCCUCAGGUGUGCGCAGCCGGGGAGCGAUGUCAGAAUCAAGCCUUCACGAAACGCCAUUACACACACGUGGAGAUAUUCAGGACAUUGUCGCGUGGCUGGGGUUUGCGUGCCGUGUCCAAUAUCAAGAAGGGAGCUUUCGUAAGCGAAUAUGUCGGGGAGGUGAUCGAUGAAGAAGAAUGUCGGGCAAGAAUCCGUCAUGCUCAGGAGAAUGACAUCUGUAAUUUCUACAUGCUGACACUAGAUAAGGACAGAAUCAUCGAUGCCGGACCCAAAGGGAACCAAGCCCGCUUCAUGAAUCACAGCUGCCAGCCAAACUGUGAAACCCAGAAAUGGACUGUGAAUGGGGACACCCGCGUAGGACUGUUUGCACUACAAGAAAUCCCAGAAGGUGUGGAGCUGACUUUCAACUACAACUUGGAGUGUCUUGGUAACGGCAAGACGGCAUGUAAAUGCGGAGCCCCCAACUGCAGCGGCUUUCUUGGUGUUCGACCGAAGAACCAGCCGUCUGCUGAGAAACUGAAGGAAGGGAAGAAGAGAGUGUCCAUGAAGAAGAAAACGAAACAAGAGGUCACCAAAGAAAGGGAGGAUGAGUGUUUCAGCUGCGGUGACGGCGGCCAGAUUGUGUCCUGUAAGAAGCCCGGUUGCCCCAAAGUCUACCAUGCGGACUGUCUGAACCUGGCAAAGAGGCCUGCAGGUCGAUGGGAGUGUCCCUGGCACCAGUGUGAUGUCUGCGGUAAAGAAGCGGUGUCGUUCUGUCAGAUGUGCCCCAGCUCAUACUGCAAAGCGCACCGCGAUGGCAUGCUCUUCAUCUCCAAGCUGGACGGCAAGCUGUCCUGCAGUGAACACGACCCGUGUGGACCCGACCCCCUAGAGCCGGGCGAGAUCCGUGAAUACGUUGUUCCUAAUGCCCCUUCUUCGAAACCCGGCGCUGUGACUUCGCCUCUCCCGGACUCUGGAGGUUCCACUCCCGUUGCCUCACAUGACCCUAAACGUGAGCCUCCUCCUCGUCUCUACAUUAACACAAAGACGGCUACCUCGAGCUUCAUCCCUAGCAGCAGGUCUUACCUCACACAAAGGACAGAAGACAAAGCUUUGUCCAGCCCGACCUCCUCAAAAGAUGAAAGCGAGGAUGGCGAAAUGGAGGACGGGGAGGUGUGCGGGUUAGAGGUCGACUUGGAAGAAGAAGACGACGACUACGAUGAAUCAGGAGACGACGCGGAAGAGAUCGAGUUAGUAGAAGAUGAAGAAGGUGAGCCAAUGUACGGAGACAGCUUGGAGGAGGAAGAGGAGGAGGCAGAUGACAGUUGGGGUGAUUACGUGGAGGAAGAUGCCGGUGACGACUGGGGCCGAGUGGAGGAGGAUGACAAGUGACCCUCAAUAAAAUCACCUACUGUACUUGAAUGCAACAUUGCCUUCCCCUUUGGUACAACAUUGCCUUCUCAUGUCAGACUGCUGCACUGAUGCUAUGGAUGCUAAUCGGUGCUACGGCUCCAGGGCUCAUUCACUCAGUUUCUUGUACUUUUGUUCAUAUUGUGUUUAUUUGUGUCUGGUGCUGUUAGCUUCAGUUUAUUCUUUUAAACAUUGUUUACAUUUUUUUUUUUUUAAAAAGACAUGUUUGAAAUAUAAAAAAAUGAGAAGAUAUAUCUGACCAAACUGUAAUUAUAAGGGCAUUUUGUUGUCGUUAUUGUCUUCACUUUGUCUUCUUAAAAAAAAAAAAAAAAAUGCAAGAGAGGUCGUCUCACUUGUCAAUGUUUCCAUGGUUUAUUUUCACCGUGAUGCAAAAAUAAACACACUGGAGUCAAACUGCAAAAAGUUUGUCCUGAAACAAUCAACUCCUAAUUUAUAUUGGCAAUGGUGUUACCAUAAU